Symbiodinium sp. CCMP2456 is the source of this 1185-nucleotide messenger RNA. The record is from the annotation of a GenBank genome assembly. NCBI's taxonomy places the organism in Eukaryota, Dinophyceae, Suessiales, Symbiodiniaceae.
AUGUCAAGACCGGAGCUUGUGGCUGUGGCCGUUGUCUUCGGCGUGUGUGGGCGUGCCGAUUGCAGACCAGGUACGUGUCAAACCCUUGAGGCAUACUUCCAGUGUGAGUUUACUGGUUCUGGUGCAGCAGGUGGUGGCAGUACCAUCGCUGUUGCCAACUGCCUAUUUCAUCAAAUAGUGGUUCGUGUAAGCUUGGAGCUCCCAUCUCUUUGGGACAAUGGCAGCGACGCAAUGGUCUCUGCGACUGAAGAUGUUGUUAGGGCACUUACAGGACUAAACAGUGAAGAGCCAGAGGACAUGUUUGUGCUUCGAGCCCUUUAUUUUGGAUUGGAAUCAAGCACGCGGCCGCUCCGGCGUUGGAUCCCGAGUCGUGAGCAGAAUAUGGAACAGCGUUGGCGAGAAGAGGCAUUGUGGCACAUCCGGCUGGUAUUUGCAGUUGCGGCACCUGGUGCUGAGUGCGAAUUUUGCGUCAGGACACACGUGUCAGUGCCAGUUUAUCGCGCGCAGGGUACUAAAUUCCUCAAAGUUGAGCCACUCUCUGGGCCAUACACCGCACAUGUCUCAGUUUUUCAAAAGGUCACACCAGUGGACCUUGGAGUUCUGUCUCCGCUAGAGUUGGUGCGUUUCUUGGUUGGUUUUGUGGCAGACAUUUCAGCAUUUGCACACGCGAACCUGUGGCAUGACUGUCACAUCGGCAGUUUGUUGAUGCACAUGGAGCCCAGCCAAGACGAUCGGACAUUUUAUUGGCAUGAUUUUGGAGGCGCCUCAUCGAGGACACACUCCCCAAGACCGCAGGUUCUUGGCGAAUUUGUGAGAAAGAUGCGAGAAACCAUCAGGAAGAUCCAAGAAGCAGCUCAUGCCCGCAUUCCGGGUUUUCCAUCGAUUCCCGAGCUUGAUUUUAACGGCAACGACACUGCAGUUUUGAAGAUGAAUCUUCGUGUAUACAAUGUGGCUGUGCAGAACCAUGUGAUGAGAUGGAGUGGGGAUAAGGAAACUCGCCAGUCAGCGCUUUUUUCACUGCAUAGGGUACUUUCCAGAUCUCGCCACGAUGAGUUGGAGCUUAUGCUGGCGGAGGGCACCAAGCAGGCCCAGACCAAAACAGUAUGGGUCAGGCGGAUGCACAAGGCUGGCCAAACCGUCAACGAAAGCCUCCCGGCCUUCAAGAUCACAGUGCCCGUGACAGAU